Molecule: messenger RNA, 4146 nt
Organism: Hyaloscypha bicolor E
Lineage: Eukaryota; Fungi; Ascomycota; Leotiomycetes; Helotiales; Hyaloscyphaceae
Product: pyruvate carboxylase-like protein
Exons: 13
Coding region: 280-3858 (1192 amino acids)
Biological process (GO): gluconeogenesis; pyruvate metabolic process
Cellular component (GO): cytoplasm
Molecular function (GO): pyruvate carboxylase activity; metal ion binding; ATP binding
Source: RefSeq, a predicted model, not a curated record
AGUACUGCAGUUCUACAGUUCUACUCUCAACUCUCCGUCCCGCGAGAACAAUACCAUUUUCCCAAUUGUCCUGGGAAUAUUCUUCCUUUCCAGAGACGGCAAUGUCCCAAUCCCAUCAGGAACAAUUGGUUACACAUUGUCCCCAAACUCCGAGACAAAUUGAGCAAUGCUUACUUGCGCGUUUCCUUAGCUUAGCUCGGCAGAGCUUGUCAACAGCUCCUCACCGCACCCCUCCAGCUUGUCCAGAUUGUCUACCUUGUCCAGCUCGAUAUCGGAACAAUGACUGACCAACAUGAUCCCCAUGGCGCUUACAGCGAGGUGUUCGAGGAGGGAAUGGAUCUCCAGCAGGAGCAGACGAUUCAUCGCAUCCGCGCCAAUUCCACCAUCAUGAAUUUGAAGAAGAUUCUUGUUGCCAAUCGAGGAGAAAUUCGUAUUCGUAUUUUCCGUACUGCCCAUGAGCUUUCGCUGCAGACUGUCGCAGUUUUCAGCUAUGAGGAUCGACUCAGCAUGCACCGGCAGAAAGCCGAUGAGGCCUAUGUGAUCGGAAAGCGCGGACAAUACACACCUGUUGGAGCAUACUUGGCAGGCGACGAGAUCAUCAAGAUUGCCCUGCAGCAUGGAGUGCAGAUGAUCCAUCCUGGUUAUGGUUUCCUCUCUGAGAAUGCCGGGUUUGCUCGCGCUGUUGAGAAGGCCGGACUUAUUUUUGUCGGCCCCUCCCCCGAAGUCAUCGAUGCACUUGGCGAUAAAGUCUCUGCCAGAGCCAUUGCAAUCAAGGCCGGAGUGCCGGUUGUUCCUGGAACCGAAGGUGCGGUUGACAAAUUCGAGGAUGUCAAGAAAUUCACAGACGAAUAUGGCUUCCCCAUCAUCAUCAAGGCAGCUUAUGGAGGUGGUGGACGUGGUAUGCGAGUCGUGCGGGAACAAGCAAGCUUGGAAGACUCCUUCCAGCGAGCUACAUCCGAAGCGAAGUCUGCUUUUGGUAACGGAACAGUCUUCGUUGAACGUUUUCUCGACAAGCCAAAGCACAUCGAAGUCCAACUUCUCGGAGACAACCAUGGAAAUAUUGUUCACUUGUUCGAGCGUGACUGCUCCGUCCAACGAAGACAUCAGAAGGUGGUUGAGCUGGCUCCUGCAAAAGAUCUCCCAGCCGACGUCAGAGACAACCUCCUAGCUGACGCGGUCAAGCUUGCAAAGUCGGUCAAUUACCGCAAUGCUGGAACUGCGGAGUUCUUGGUUGACCAGAAGAACCGAUACUACUUCAUCGAAAUCAACCCUCGUAUCCAAGUCGAGCACACCAUCACUGAAGAGAUCACUGGCAUUGAUCUUAUUGCUGCUCAAAUUCAGAUUGCUGCAGGCGCCACACUAGCUCAACUCGGGUUGACUCAGGAUCGCAUCUCCACCAGAGGUUUUGCUAUCCAGUGUCGUAUUACUACCGAGGACCCUGCCAAGGGGUUCCAGCCUGAUACUGGAAAGAUCGAGGUCUACCGAUCCGCUGGUGGUAACGGAGUCCGCCUCGAUGGUGGCAAUGGAUUUGCUGGCGCACUCAUUACUCCACACUACGAUUCUAUGCUUGUCAAAUGUACCUGCCAUGGCUCCACUUACGAAAUUGCGCGACGAAAGAUGCUGCGUGCUCUCGUUGAAUUCCGUAUCCGCGGUGUCAAGACCAAUAUUCCUUUCUUAGCAUCAUUGCUCACUCACCCUACCUUCAUUGAAGGCAACUGCUGGACUACUUUCAUCGAUGAUACCCCUCAACUGUUCGAUCUCGUUGGCAGCCAGAAUCGUGCCCAGAAGUUGUUGGCAUACUUGGGAGACCUUGCCGUCAACGGAAGCAGCAUCAAGGGACAGAUUGGAGAACCGAAGUUCAAGGGUGAUAUCAUCAUGCCAGAACUCUUUGAUAAUGCUGGAAAGAAGAUUGACACUUCUGUACCCUGCCAGAAGGGUUGGAGAAACAUUAUUGUUAAGGAAGGCCCCGAAGCAUUCGCUAAGGCCGUCCGAAAGAACAAGGGUUGUCUUCUCAUGGACACAACUUGGCGUGAUGCUCAUCAGUCGCUCUUGGCCACUCGGGUCCGGACAGUUGAUCUUCUCAACAUUGCCAAGGAAACUAGCCACGCCUAUAGCAACCUCUACAGUCUUGAAUGCUGGGGUGGAGCGACUUUUGAUGUCGCCAUGCGAUUCCUAUACGAGGAUCCUUGGGACAGACUCCGAAAGAUGCGAAAAGCGGUGCCGAAUAUCCCAUUCCAGAUGUUGCUUCGUGGUGCCAACGGUGUUGCCUAUUCUUCAUUACCAGACAACGCCAUCUUUCACUUCUGCGAGCAAGCGAAGAAGCACGGUGUCGACAUCUUCCGAGUCUUCGACGCUUUGAACGACAUUGACCAACUUGAGGUCGGUAUCAAGGCCGUCCACAAGGCUGGUGGUGUUGUUGAAGGCACUGUGUGUUAUAGUGGUGACUUUUUGAACCCAAAGAAGAAGUAUAACCUUGAAUAUUAUAUGGAUUUGGUCGCAAAGCUUGUUGAUCUCAAGAUCCAUGUCCUGGGCAUCAAGGAUAUGGCGGGAGUCCUCAAGCCGAAAGCUGCCACUCUCUUGGUUGGAUCUAUCCGCAAGAAGUACCCGGAUCUUCCUAUCCACGUCCACACUCAUGACUCAGCUGGGACUGGUGUUGCCUCGAUGGUAGCCUGCGCUAAUGCUGGUGCCGAUGCCGUUGAUACUGCUACAGACAGUCUGUCUGGGAUGACAUCUCAGCCAAGUGUUGGCGCUGUUCUUGCUUCCUUGGAGGGUACAGAUCUUGACCCCGGCUUGAACGUCCACCAUGUUCGAGCUAUCGAUACAUAUUGGUCUCAGCUCCGUCUACUCUACUCUCCAUUCGAGGCUGGGCUACAUGGACCCGACCCGGAAGUUUACGAGCACGAGAUUCCUGGUGGACAGCUCACCAACAUGAUGUUCCAAGCUUCUCAACUUGGUCUUGGUGCGCAGUGGGCAGAGACGAAGAAAGCUUACGAACAAGCGAAUGAUUUACUUGGUGACAUCGUCAAGGUCACCCCAACAUCGAAGGUCGUUGGUGAUUUGGCUCAGUUCAUGGUUUCCAACAAGCUCAACUUUGAUGAUGUCCAGAAGAAAGCCGCUGAGCUUGACUUCCCUGGCUCAGUCCUUGAGUUCUUCGAAGGUUUGAUGGGUCAGCCAUACGGUGGCUUUCCAGAGCCUCUGAGAACAAACGCUCUUCGUGGCAGACGCAAGCUCGACAAGCGCCCUGGUUUGACCCUCGAGCCACUUGAUCUCCAACAGAUUAAGAAGGAUAUUCACAAGAAAUGGGGCAGCGUCACGGAGUGCGAUGUUGCUAGUUACGCUAUGUACCCGAAGGUCUUCGAGGAUUACAAGAAAUUCAUCCAAAAGUACGGUGAUCUCAGUGUGCUCCCGACCAGAUACUUCUUGUCUCGGCCUGAGAUUGGCGAGGAAUUCCAUGUCGAACUGGAGAAGGGCAAGGUGUUGAUCUUGAAGCUUCUCGCUGUUGGUCCGUUGUCCGAUUCCACUGGCCAGAGAGAAGUGUUUUAUGAGAUGAAUGGUGAGGUCCGUCAAGUCACAGUCGAUGAUGUCAAAGCUGCUGUUGAGAACACCAGCCGACCCAAGGCCGAUCCUGGAGACAGCAGCCAGGUUGGAGCACCAAUGGCUGGUGUGGUUGUCGAACUUCGUGUCAGGGAUGGUGGUGAGGUCAAGAAGGGUGAUCCACUAGCUGUUUUGAGUGCCAUGAAGAUGGAAAUGGUCAUAUCUGCACCACAUGCUGGAAAGGUUGCCAGCGUUCAGAUCAAGGAAGGUGAUUCGGUUGGCGGCUCUGAUCUCAUCUGUAAGAUUGUCAAGGCCGGGGAGUAAGAAGCAAAAGGAUUACGACUGUACGAAGUACAAGAUGGUGAACGAAGGAACAAUGAAUAGAUGUUAUUAUGGGGAAGUUGGCCGGUGGCGGGACGGAAGGUGAAAGGAUCGGUUUUGGGAUGGCAGUAGAUGCUUCUAUGAAUUAAACCCACGUCGUUUUGAUCCAACAUACAAUACAGCAACAUUCGAGGUCUGGCUCGUUAUAGUAAAACAUGAAAGUUUGGUCCUUCCUUAUCAAAUACUUCAUCGAUGUGUGAACACGAGAAAGGAAUCUAGAUCUCAAAUCAC